AUCUUUAAUUUUCUAUAUUUUCUCACUUUGUCUAUCCAGGCAGAAAAGAAAAUGACUCAAGCUGACUUAAUGAGAAGAGAGGAAGAGAUAAUAAAACAGAGGGAAAAGCAAGACAGAGGAUUUCAGGAACAGCAUCCUAUUGCAGAAAAGAAAAUGACUCAAGAUGAUUUAAUGAGAAGAGAGGAAGAGAUAAUAAAACAGAGGGAAAAACAAGACAGAGAAUUUCAGGAACAGCAUCCUAUUGCAGAAAAGAAAAUGACUCAAGAUGAUUUAAUGAGAAGAGAGGAAGAGAUAAUAAAACAGAGGGAAAAUCAAGACAGAGAGUUUCAGGAACAGCAUCCUAUUGCAGAAAAGAAAAUGACUCAAGAUGACUUAAUGAGAAGAGAGGAAGAGAUAAUAAAACAGAGGGAAAAGCAAGACAGAGAAUUUCUGGAACAGCAACGUAUUGCAGAAAAGAAAAUGACUCAAGAUGACUUAAUGAGAAGAGAGGAAGAGAUAAUAAAACAGAGGGAAAAACAACACAGAGAAUUUCAGGAACAGCAUCCUAUUGCAGAAAAGAAAAUGAACUCAAGAUGAUUUAAUGAGAAGAGAGGAAGAGAUAAUAAAACAGAGGGAAAAGCAAGACAGAGAAUUUCUGGAACAGCAACGUAUUGGCAGCAGGAAAAAGACCCAAGAGGAGUUAAUAGCCGAAGAAGAAGAGAUUCUGAGAGAGAGAGAAAGGCGGUGGAAAAAGUUUGACAUGUGAAAUGCAAAAAGAGAA
Molecule: messenger RNA, 760 nt
Organism: Penaeus monodon (black tiger shrimp)
Lineage: Eukaryota; Metazoa; Arthropoda; Malacostraca; Decapoda; Penaeidae
Product: trichohyalin-like
Exons: 7
Coding region: 52-576 (174 amino acids)
Source: RefSeq, a predicted model, not a curated record